GUGACUCAUUUCAAGAAAAAACUGAACUCCACAUUUAUUCCCAAUGUGUAUAUGCAUCUACAGGCCAUCACAGGACCCGAGCUCCAGUUCUUCGACGUCGUCGCAAGCUGGCCUGGCUCCGUCCAUGACAGUAGGAUUUUUGAUAACUGUCGAGCCAAGGUCCUCUACGAGGAAGCAGUGAUGACCGGGGUGCUCCUUGGGGACAUGGGCUAUGCCUGCACACCGUAUUUGAUGACCCCCUUUGCAGAUCCAGGCAAGGCAGGCAGCCCUCAUGACAGGUACAACAAGGCCCAUAUCAAAACUCGAAACAGCAUCGAGAGGGCAUUCGGGGUUUGGAAGCGGCGCUUUCCAUGCCUCGACAUGAGGCUUCAGCACAAGCCCGCGCGAUCUGCAGGCAUCAUCACGGCCUGCGCAGCUCUCCACAACCUGGGACGGCAACUGUUGGACCCUUGUCCGCCAGCCGUGCCCCUGCCCCCACUGCCAAAGCCCCGGCGCAGAAGGCCCUUGCCACCGUUGCCGCGGCUUCCAGCCGACACAGGAACGAACGUGAGAAACACAAUUAUUGCUAGGCACUUUACUUAAGUUCUUGCACCCUCUUUCGGUGUCCUCCAAGGAUCAAACCUAUGGCCACUUCUUUUUCUUGUAUUUAUCAAUGAUCGAAACUUGUGCGUAAACAAUGUGGAUGCUUUUAUAUGCGGAUGACAUCAAACUUUUUACGAAAAUUCAAUCACAAGAUGACUGUGUUUUUUUACAGGAUGAAAUAUUACGCAUUUCUGAACGGUGUUCUGAAAAUUUUUUA
Messenger RNA from Ixodes scapularis (black-legged tick), 799 nucleotides. Its product is annotated as putative nuclease HARBI1. NCBI's taxonomy places the organism in Eukaryota, Metazoa, Arthropoda, Arachnida, Ixodida, Ixodidae. The coding region runs from base 52 to 582 and encodes 176 amino acids. The transcript has 2 exons. The record is from RefSeq and is a predicted model, not a curated record.